AUGAGCAGGGUGGGAUGGAGUAAUCCUCGGUGCUUUCUUGCAUCACAUCAUCAUCCAUCAGAGAAGGAGACUCGAUCGAGGAGAUCUCGUCGGUUAAGCAUAACAACGAUGAUUGAUUCAUCAGACGAAAGAAAGAAGAAACAAACAAAGAGGAAAGGCAACCCCAAACAUAAACAAAGCUCGACCCUGUUUUCUUCCCCGUCAGUCGUCACCCCAACGACUAUGAUACUUUUUGUGUUUCUUGAAACCCGCGACUCCAUUUCAUCUCCAAUUUCCGGGCUCUCAGACGAACUCUCACAGGCGACGCGCGAUCUCACUCUGCUGAAGUGGAUGUGGGACGUGGGUGUGGGCGAUGCCCAGAGGGGGGGGCGUGCCAACAUCUGCCCUGCCAAGCAGGCACAAGCAAACCACCUCCCCUGA
Messenger RNA from Cadophora gregata, 420 nucleotides. RefSeq lists its product as uncharacterized. The transcript has a single exon. Bases 1 to 420 code for a protein of 139 amino acids. Lineage: Eukaryota; Fungi; Ascomycota; Leotiomycetes; Helotiales; Ploettnerulaceae. The record is from RefSeq and is a predicted model, not a curated record.